Molecule: messenger RNA, 2074 nt
Organism: Hevea brasiliensis (rubber tree)
Lineage: Eukaryota; Viridiplantae; Streptophyta; Magnoliopsida; Malpighiales; Euphorbiaceae
Product: protein SHI RELATED SEQUENCE 6
Exons: 2
Coding region: 670-1530 (286 amino acids)
Biological process (GO): positive regulation of DNA-templated transcription
Cellular component (GO): nucleus
Molecular function (GO): DNA binding; DNA-binding transcription factor activity
Source: RefSeq, a predicted model, not a curated record
GGAUCAAUUUUAUAGGUUGGGGUGGGUUGUUGGUGCUAAGAUUGUAUUAAAACUCUGAGCCUGUCUAUGUUGGGCCUUUUAUUUUAUGUUUAUGUGAAUGUAAAUUAUUUUAUGUUUAUUUUAUGUCUAUGAGCCUGUCCAAGAUUGUAUUAUUUUAUGUUUAUUUUAUGUCUAUGUUUAUGUUUAUAUGAUGGGCUUUAAGCCCAGUUUUCCAAGGAAACAAUUCCAUCUUUCAAAAAAAAAAAAAGUCUAGGGAGGCUACAUAAGAUACGUAAUCAUCAUCAUCAAGAAUGCAAGUUAGCAUUAAAUCUUUUCUCAGAUAGAAAACAAUAAAUCCAUAGGAAAUAAUCGUUGAAGUUGUAGUCUUUACAAGUAGAAAUAGUUCAGUCCACAGGAACAGAGUCCUAGUAGCAAAAGCAACUUCUGCAAAAAAAAAUCUCCUCUCUCACUAUAAUUAUUUCAUGUUACGUUGGCAGCUUAUCUAUCUUUAUCGCUAGAUUGACAUUACAUUUUCAUGUUCGCUUUGUAUAUGUAUCCAAACACUUCAUUUAUCAAUCCAAUCCACCAACUGUGGCCACCCCAACUCGAACUGCUCUCUCCACCACCACCAAAACAAAGCCACCGCCUCCACCACCCACCACCACCUUCUUCACACCUGACCACACAAACAUGUUAGGCCUCCACAAUGUUUUCCUCACAGCUCCACCGCCUUAUUCUUCUUCUUUCCAACAACAACCCAUUUCCUCUUCUCACCAAAUAAAUAGUACCAUCCAUGACCAGUGCAACAUUUCCAACAAUCAAGAUUCUUGGACGACUUUUAAGAGAUAUCAUCAGCAAGAAUCAAGCUUUGCUAAAGGACAUGCGUUUAAUGUUGGUGAGGAUAAUGAAAAUACCACUAAUACCUCUUCUAGAGUCUGCGGAGGUUGUGGAAAUAGAGCCAAAAAGGAGUGUGAGUAUAGAAGAUGCAGAACUUGUUGCAAGAGUAGAGGGUAUGAUUGUGCCACUCACAUUAAGAGCACGUGGGUUCCUGCGGCGAGGCGGCGAGAGAGGCAGGGAACUGAGGGUGGCGGUGCUGGUGGCUCAUCCGGUUCUUCUUCUGGUGGUGCUGGUAAUAAAAGGCCAAGAGAGAAUGUGACCACUAAAUCUAAUAGUUUUAGCACUUCUCAUAACAAUGCUGCUGCUUCUUUCAGUUUUGACAACGGCUCUAAUUACCAGGAUGCAAGCUUCAAGCAGUCCUUACCAAACCAAGUUCGAGCACCGGGAGUUUUCAGGUGCAUUAGAGUAACCGCCAUUAGUGGUGGCGAAGCAGAGGUUGCAUACCAGGCUAUCGUAAAUAUAAGCGGCCAUGUUUUUAAGGGCUUUCUCUAUGAUCAAGGGAUUGAUGAGAAAAAUUUAUUUCCAUGUAUUUCAAAGAUUCCCCCCGUUCGAAGAAAAAGAGAUUCUACUUCUCCAAUUGUUGAUCCUCCAUAUGCCUAUCCAGCCUCUGCCAGCUAUAGAUUCCUGGAAGGUAUAGCCUAUUCUGCCCAAUGAUUUUAAAUUUUCUUCUGGGUUAAUGACUUAAUGCUUGAUCAAAUUGAUAUAAUAAUAAUAAUAAUAAUAAUAAUAAUAAUAAUAAUAACUUGUUUAGAAGCAACACUGAUCAAAAUGAUGUUAGUUAGUGAAUAAGCAACACUGUGGCAUUUGCAACCCUCUCCAGUUCCAUGUUAACUAGAUGGUUGUUACUAAUUAUCAAACAGAGGAUUAGCUUAAUGCUUCUUAGGUAAGCAAGGGUCAUUGUUGCAAUGUCUCUAUCAUUCUUGGCAAAACAGAAGAGCAUUGAUGGUGCAUUCCAUACAGUACUUCAAUGUUUCACAACUCCCUCUUAUUCCAAUCCAUAAGCAUUUCAUCUAUGAUGCCCUUGCUUUUGGUUUUGCUUUUAACUCAAUUCAGAAAAAAACUUUAGGGCCUUGUAAUAACAAGCAUUUACCCACUUGUAUUUUUUGCUUUUUUUCAGGAUUUAUACUUCCAAGAAUAAAUUUUGCUUAUCUACAAGUUUCCCAUUUUGUGUUUUGUUGUGCUUUUGCACGUGAAGGAA